This is a messenger RNA of Leucoraja erinaceus (little skate), 1284 nucleotides long. RefSeq names its product chromosome 18 C11orf96 homolog (gene c18h11orf96). Lineage: Eukaryota; Metazoa; Chordata; Chondrichthyes; Rajiformes; Rajidae. The record is from RefSeq and is a predicted model, not a curated record. The transcript has a single exon. The coding region runs from base 334 to 702 and encodes 122 amino acids.
GUAUUAAACGAAGCUUCGCACCACAUAUAAAGCUGUCUUUGCAACGCCGCGCUUUGCUAACAAUCAAUCCAUUUCAGGGUCAGCGGGAAAUCGCGUCCACAAACAAAAAGGCUCGGGCAUUAAUAAAAUCAUUUCAAGUACGUCAACCAAAAUAAAACGUGUGCGGGCAGGACAGGAUCGCUUUAAAAGGCAACUGUGUCAUCAGAGUCUGCGCCCACGUGGGCCGGAGUGCCUGUAUAUAUUGUCUCCCCAACGCAGAUUGAGUCAAAGUUGCGGCAACUCUGAGAGACGGAGCCCGGCGAAGGCAGAGCAGAGCGCGGCGAUUGAGAGCGGAUGGCAUCAGGCAAGCAGGGCGAGGUGGUGGGGAUCUGCACCAGUUACCAGGCGGUGAUGCCCAACUACGCCGGAAUAACGGAGGAGUUCCCGCAGUCGCUCCGGCGCCAGCUGCAAAAGUCCAAGCUGAAGCAGAGGAGACCCCGGGAGGCCAGGUUCAAAACGCAGCCGGUCACCUUCGAUGAGAUCCAAGAGGUGGAGGAGGAAGGGGUCUCGGCGCUGGAGGAGGAGAAAGCCAAGAAGUCGUUCCUGCAGUCGCUCGAAUGUCUCCGGAGGAGCGCCCAGAACUCCUGCGCCCAGAAGGCAACUUUAAGCAACUCAAAGCUGAGAUAUAGUCUGGACUCGAGCGAUUCGGACUCGGCACACUGAUAGAUUGAGGACUGAGUCGCCUUUAAAAGUACUGUGCUUCACAAUGAAGUGUUUUUUUUUUAAAAAGAAGCUAUUUUGUAAAAAGACAUCUAUUUUCAAAGGGGAAACGUUUACGCAUUGCCUGGCGCAAACCAGGAAUAAGUACUGAUGUAAGAUGUUGCUCUGUGCUGGAUGUUUAAAGUCGCGGGUGAAAGCUGUUCGCAGAAUCGCUGUGGCCUCUAUCCGAGUCGACGGAGAGAGGGCAGCGUUGGAAAAGGAGCCGCCGAUUCCUUCAUAGGACAUCACCGAAGUUGCGAUGUGGAUAUAAAUGCAACUCGAGUUUUAACCGAUGUUUGUUUUCCCUCCGCUUUGAGAGUUAUUAAAAUGCGAGAUGCAAUUCGCGGUACGUUUCCUUCCUAAACGUUGUCGGAUUGCACAGCAGAUGCUCGAAGAGUGACUCAAUAGCUCGGCUCUUGCCAAAUUUCACCUAUGUAAUGCUUUUACUACUCAAAUCAGUAAUUUAUAUGUUUGUACUUUGUGAAAUUUGCAACAAUCCGAAAUUGUAUUGCCUCGUGAUUAAUAAAAAUGAUUGCACACUUAAAA